Varanus komodoensis (Komodo dragon) is the source of this 2546-nucleotide messenger RNA. RefSeq names its product selectin P ligand (gene SELPLG). The transcript is spliced from 2 exons. The coding region runs from base 384 to 1637 and encodes 417 amino acids. The record is from RefSeq and is a predicted model, not a curated record. Gene Ontology annotation, biological process: hemopoiesis; leukocyte tethering or rolling. Gene Ontology annotation, cellular component: plasma membrane. NCBI's taxonomy places the organism in Eukaryota, Metazoa, Chordata, Lepidosauria, Squamata, Varanidae.
GCUCUCGCUGGGAGAUACUCCUGGGCUUGCUAUGGAGCUAGUCCUCAUUGGGCUUGAACAUUUUUUUCUUCCGAAGCUUCACUUCCACAGGAAUCGAGGGCAAAUAGGAACAGAGAUGAGUCCUGAGCGGCCCCUUUGCACAGGGAAGGGCAAUAGCAACUCUGAGCCACCAGUCUUGGGCUGGGCACCGUCCCUGUUUCCUGUGUGAAGCAGUCUGGGGGCCCGUAGCCACACCCCAUCAUCGGGGCUGGCCCCCGCGUCCCUCCCACAAGAGGAAGCUGCAUCAUGUACGUUCUUGAAGCUACCGCAACCCUUCCGAUGUUGCUUCUUCCUCUCACGCUCCCCGGCGGUGGGCCUCCCGUUCCGUGUGGCAGCAGGUGAACAUGGCAGUGCUCCGGCUUGCCCUGUUGACGGCCCUCUGGAGCGUCCGCCUGGCCGGCAGUCUCGCCCUCCGCUCACAAAGGCUUCCGGGCCAGGACGGCACCAGCGGGGGGGAGCCGGGUGCACACCCCCUCCCUGCCAAAACGGACUCUUGGCUCGUCGUCCCACCCAGGUGGGAGUGGCUGGCCCCAGGAGGGAGCAGUCACGGUGCCCCGCAGGCGCCCCGCAGGAAGAGGCAGGCCAGGACGGCGCUUCCUGCAGCUCCCACGGGAACGGUUUCCAGUGGCAAAACUGCCGGACCUUUCUCUAAUGCCGCCACAGCUUCAACCACCCCUCUGAGGACGAUAUCCCAAGAUGUCGCCAACAAAACCGAUGCCCGCUUAAGUACCUCAAAGAGCGCAAAGCUGCCCCCCGGCCCCACCCCAACUUCUCCUCUCCUCUCCAAAAAAGGGGGCACCAAAGACAACCUCGCUUCUGGGCUGGUCGUGGAAGAAACCACCGCUGUGCCUGCAGAAACAAGGGACGUUCCUUCCACCCCUUGGCCGUGGCCAGAUGAAUUUUCUACUACGUCUGUUCCACUUCUGGACGACCCCAGCACUUCCACAGCAGACCUGAGCCGUGGCUUUGCUGGAGCGAAGAGAACACCUGGUUCCCCUCACACGGCAGCUGCAGCUUCCUCCUCCUCCUCCUCCCCCCCCUCCUCCUCCUCUCACACGGCAGCUGCAGCUUCCUCCUCCACCACCACGACCACCACAGAAGAGCCCUGGCUGGAAGAUCUUUCCACCUCAUCCUCUAUGACUCUGGACGACUCCAGCACUUCCACAGCACACCAGAGCCAUGGCGAAGACACGGAUAGGUCCGUUCUUGGGAGAAAGGGGAACCAGGGGGUUGCUGUCCCGACGGCCGCGGCUCGGAGCACCCCUGCCUGGGUGCCUCCCCCUGGAGCGAGCCCCCCAGGCCGCUCCCUGGUUGGGCAGUGCUUGCUGGCCAUCCUGCUGCUGGCCCUGGUGGCCGCCAUCUUCAUCGUGGCCUCGGCCGUCCUGGCCACGCUGCUCUGGCGCCAGAAGCAAGCCUACCGAAUGAACCAGCGCGGCCACACCGAGAUGGUCUGCAUUUCUUCCCUGCUGGCCGCGGAGGAGGCGGAGGAGGCCGCCCGGAGGGGCCCCCAGGUGAAGCACGUGAGGAUGCUGGGCGAGCCCGGGUCGGAGGUGGAGAUGGACAACCUGACGCUGAACAGCUUCCUGCCGGAUCACUGAGGCGCCCCCUGCCCCGGCAGCUCGGCCUCUCGCUGGCCCGCUGGGAGCCCGGCACCUGCCUCCUUCCGAUCACCCGCGGGUUGCACACGCCCCGUUCCAGACUCCUGCUUGAAAAGUGCACCCGUCACGCUGGGACGGUGCCCGGCCGCACCGGGGAGGGCGCCAUCCUGUCGCAACACAGGCCUGUUGGGCAACUCCCUCCCCCUCAUCUGGCCCGGCUGGCUCGCCCAUCGGGAGACACACUGCUGUAACCCGCCCGCAGGGCCUGGGCUGUGGGGCCUUACAAUAAACGGAAGUAGUCAAGCCUCUGGGUCCCCCGUUGCUGUCGGCCACACGCCUCGAACGCAGGCAGCCCCCUGGCUCCCGAGGGCGGCGUUUCAGGCUUCCUUUUUUGGGAAGGGGGCGUGCCCGCCGACCUUCCCGUGCUGCGGGGACGUAGCUGCUCUGAGUCAGGUCAAAGGCACAGGUCUUGGGCCCUUCCUUCCGUAGCAGAUGGGCUGGGGGAGAAACAAGACAGACGGCGGGGAGCUGUGGGAGGCGGGCACACCGGAGAGCCUGCGGGACCCGCCUGCAGGACCGGCCCCACGUGGCGGGGGGCCGGGGAACAGCUCCAGCAGCGAGGAUCUGGAAGUGGGAUGCAGGAGCCAAGGCGGGCGCGCAGCCACCUCGCACACCGUUAUUCCUGGAGGGGCAAACUGGGGAGGGGGUCUCACUGGGGCUCAGGCACAGCGUUUGUGCAGGUUUGGUUCUGGCACUGCUUCGGUUUCAUCUCGCAUCCUCCCGACGUCUACUUGCCAUCUGACUAUGAAACUCUGCGUGCCAGACAACCGAGCCUUUCAGCAGUGCCAGAUUCUGAAAAUCCAUACGUGUUUAUUAAAUAUAUAUCCUGCCUUUUUUAAAGAACUCAAA